Molecule: messenger RNA, 4119 nt
Organism: Colletotrichum graminicola M1.001
Lineage: Eukaryota; Fungi; Ascomycota; Sordariomycetes; Glomerellales; Glomerellaceae
Product: nuclear migration protein
Exons: 2
Coding region: 1-4119 (1372 amino acids)
Biological process (GO): microtubule cytoskeleton organization; dynein-driven meiotic oscillatory nuclear movement; establishment of mitochondrion localization
Cellular component (GO): mitochondrion; cell cortex
Molecular function (GO): tubulin binding; phospholipid binding
Source: RefSeq, a predicted model, not a curated record
AUGGCCGCCUGGGAGACAGAGGACGAGUCCCACGGCGAUGCCGCCAUGACGGCAUUGCCUACGCCCCGAGACACGCCCUACAGAACACCAUCGCGAAGCUCGAGAAAGUCCAGACGCUCAGUCACCCCACCGAAUGGGAAGGAAAGCCCUUCACCUCCUCCCGUUCCGCAUAACGAUAAGGGUUCCAGACGCUCCUCGCGGAAUAUGACCAACGACGAUGGCAUCAGCGUUCUUGAUCCCCGCCGUUUCACGCCGACUCUACACGCCAAUCUUGUUGCUGAGAUCCUGAACCUGAGGCGGGAUCAAGAAGAGAAGGCGAAGCUCAUCGAAAACCUCGAGGUAUCUUUGCAUGCCUCGCGUCAGGAGCAGGAGUCACUCCAGGAGUCGAUGGCUACUACCGGAAAGGAAAACCGUUCGUUGAAACGUCAGUUAGCUCUUCUCGAGGGCGGCACGUCCUCGGCACUUGGCGAACUAGCACGCCAGAGGGACGAGGCCGUUGACUCCAUCACGGAAACGAAGAAGAGACUUGAGGCCGCCCAGAGGAAGGUUCGAAGCCAGGAAGAAGACUCGCAAAGGGUCCACGACCUAUGGGCCCAAGACAAGGACUCUUGGGAAGAGGAGAAGCGCAAGUAUGAACGCAAAGUCCACGUUGCCGAGAGCCGCUUGAAGACGGUUUUGGACGAGGUCGCCGCCUACCAGGCUGCUCAGGCCAACCGCCACGACAGCGACGCAGAAGACCAUAUAGAUAACGACGCAGCGAGCGUCCGAACCAUGAGCAUGACCAACAGCAUCCGAUUCUCCACCCAGCAGAGUCCCGGCAAGGUCUUCAACGGCAACUCCCUAGCCGACGAACUAAACCUCAAUGGUGAUGACGACUGGCAAACCGACGACGGCGGACGCGAGAGCGCCAUGUCGAGUUACCGCCAUACCCGGACAUUUAGUCGUGACAGCGUCCUGUCGAGGAUUCACCGCAGGAACCAAAGCUUUGAAAGCCCUCAGCGUCCGGGAAGCGUGACUCGAGGCAGACUCUGGAUGAACCAGCCAGUUUUGGAGGCUCUGGAAGACGGUAUCCAAGAAGACGAUGAGAAACUCGUUUCUCCCCCGCCGCCGGCACCAAAGUUCACCUACACAGACUCAGGCAUCCAGUACUCGCCUCCUCCGUCGCCCAAGCUAGAGCCCGUUCAGCCAACCACUCUCGAACCCACCGUCAAGGUAGAUAAACUCCCCGAAGCCGAGGCUGCUCCCCGAGGUGAGUGGGAGGUGGAGGCCAAUCAACGGCGCAAACGGGUCUAUGUCAGCCGACCACUGUCUAUCGAGCCGCGCCCCUUCAACCACAUGGUCUCAGCUGGCUCUCAGACGGUCGAAGAACCUCUGAGCCCUCCCAAGACACCCAAAUCACCCUACAGGUCUUUGACGCCGCCUCUGCCUGAAACUCCACCUUCUAUCAUGGUUUCGGCCUCGACACAGACGGACCAGCCCGCGGAGAAGCUGCAGAUGGCUCCUCUAUUACGGCCGGUGCAGGAGCUCACCAUCCCGAGCAUCAGCAUCAUUCCGCCUUCAAGUCGUCCAACGACACCAAGAGAGCCCCGGCUUCCUCAGUACUUCAAGGAUUUUGGCUGCCAGGUAUCGAUCGUCUCCUCGAUUGAGAUGCGGUCCACUUCUGCCCAGACAGAAGAGAUCCUCUCUGAUAAACGAUUGGCAAAUCUCCCUGUUCAUUUGCGCCCCUCGGCGAUCACGUCAAGACCCUCGUCACCCGUCAUUGCCACCGCUGUUUCAACCAAUGACGACCAGCACUUUACUCCUGUUCCCGGACAUCUGCCGCCGAGAAACCCCAAGAGACUCACUACCAAGCGCAGCAUCACCGACAUGCCCUCGUCGCCACCGGCUUUGCCCGACGUCGGAGAGCAAACCCGUGACGCAUACCCCGGUAACAACGACGACGGGCCAUUGUCACACAGCGCGCCCAUGCGACGACCGCACCGCAUCAGCAGCCUUUUCGCCGGGUUCCAGGACGCCCAAAGCUCUGACGAGCAGGACGAGUUCGAUGCUGAUGUGAGCGACUCCGAGUACCGAACCGCGCUCUCCGCUCCCGGAAUGAGGAUGACGGAUUCCCGAGCUUCCAACCGCACAUCCGUAAGCACAUUCGCGGCAUCGCCGGAGCAGGCCAAGAUGGCCGCACCUAGCAGGACCUCGGCGCGUCCUUCUGGAACCGAGGGCUACAGCCACACCCCGGAGAACAGGGAGACAGCCGCCAAAAGGCAGCCAGCAAAACCUACGGCCCGGGGUUACGAGAAGUCGACUGCCGGCUCGUCGGGUAAGCAAAAUGUCAUGCGGAAGGCAGCCAUGAUCCAGAGCGGCAUCGCCAGCCAUCAGGGCCGCCCCAGGAGCCCCAGUCUCCCGGAGCCCCGCGACCCUCCCUUCCCUAUCCCGACUCGGGCCAGUUCUCGACGACCGCCAUUCAGCGCCAGCGCUCCGAGCGAUGGCCGGGGGAGCCCAACAAAGAUGGACGCGCCGUGGCAUCGCCGGGGCGUCGGCCGCAGCCAUUAUCGUGCCGGCAGCGUUCGCAAAGUUCGGUCAGCGGCCGCCAUUCCUCGGAACCAGAGAAACCGUAGACAAGGCAGCAGAUCCCCGCCGCCCUUCUCGGAGACAACCGAAGGGCCAGAGAGCCCGAAACUGCCGCCCCUUCCCUACAACGACAUCACUACCCCUCGGCACGACGCGAGCUCCCACUACAGGUCACACAGAUCGAAGCUGUCGACUACAACGGCCCAAACCACCACCACGGAGCACAAUUCUGUCAACGGGGCUUCCAAUGGCCCCUCGCAAGCCACGGGGGUUGUCGACGCUAUCGCGCAGACCAUGGUUGGCGAAUGGAUGUUCAAGUACGUCCGGAGGCGCAAGUCUUUUGGAGUGCCCGACAGUGGCAGGGACGACUCCAGCAACGACCGCCACAAGCGAUGGGUUUGGCUAGCACCCUAUGAAAGGGCCAUCCUCUGGAGCAGCAAGCAGCCCUCGUCCGGCAGUGCCUUGAUGGGCAAGUCUGGCCGGAAAUUGACGAUUCAGUCCGUACUCGAUGUCAAGGAUGACAAUCCCGCUCCCAAAAACCAGGGUGCUGUGUUCAACCGUUCGAUCCUUAUCCUGACUCCUCAACGAGCGUUAAAGUUUACUGCUACGUCUUCCGAGCGACAUUACAUGUGGCUCACGGCGCUUUCUUUCCUGGCACACUCGACCCAGGCGAUUCCAGAAAUCCUACCUUCUCCUCGGCCUGUGAAAGAGACAGUAGUGCCGGAUAUUGAGCCGCCACCACCAGCCAGGCGGCCUGCCAUCCGUGACUCCAUCCGGCUGACGAAAAGCAAGGCUCCUAUGAUUAGGAACGGAGGACCAGCAAGCAUCCCCAGUGUCCGCAGCGCUCCCAGUGUUCCCAGCCUUCCUAGUGUUCCCAGCGUUCCUAGCGUUCCUAGCGUUCUCUCGUCCAGAACAGGCGACACAUCCGGUUACAGACAGGCGGAAACAUUCCCACCUAUGCCAAGCAACGCUGGCAAUGGUCAUCAGCGCGAACCAUCGGCAGACGCUGCUGAACCACCCUUCAUCCCCCGAUUCAUUGAACGGUCCAACCAGGCCAUGAUUCACGGACGGAAGCGAAGCAACACUGGAGGCCAUGUUCCGCCACCACUCUCUUUCCGUGGCUUUUCUGGACCGGGCAGCGUUGGACACAGCUACACCAACAGCAAUGCUGGCAAUAGUGUCGGCACAGCAGGAUCAUCCGACAUCUACCAGUCUCAGCCAUCACAAGGCUCGAGCAGACAGAGUUGGGCCCUCAGCACGGUUGGCUCCCAGCGUACUUCAGAGGCCUCUUCGCGGCCCGCUGGCAACUUCUUUGACGCCAUCGGCACGGUGCGGAUGGAGGCUUUCAUCAGUCCCCUGGCGCACUCGGGUUUUGACAGAGAUCCCGAUGAGCACGAGGAAUACCGAUACCGAGCCCGAAGGCGGAGCAAGGAGAUUCGACGCCGGCAAAGCCGCAGCCGCCACCGCGAUAGCUACAGUUCUCGUGGCACGCGUGGCACAGACGGCUACAAUGUUGGUGACUACUUCCGAGAUGACCCUUUCAAGGGCUUCUAG